AUAAAUUCUUAAAUUACAUUUGUAUUUUUAAUAAAGUAUAUAUUCCGUAUAUUAGCAUGUAUUCAUUUAAUUUAAACUAUAGAGAAAGUAAAUUAUAAAAAGGGAAAGGGUCCAUAAAUAAAAAAAAAAAUACUAAAAAAAUAACACCCAAGCCACAGAGAUAUAAAACGAUGCUUCCAUCUUUGUUCACAAAUCUCUCUCUUCCUCUUUCAAAUCUCUGACCAUUUAUCUUCCUUUCUCAUUUUUCUCUCUCCUCCUAUUUCUGCAAAAAUUAAACUAAAAAUCCCCAUUUUUCUCUCUCCUUUUGUUUUUCGUUGAAGGGUAAAAUUGUCAAAAUUUUGUUGCAGAGAUCCGUUGGAGGAAGAAGAAAGAGGGGUUUUUGAAAAUAUAUGAGAAAGGUUGAGGUCUUACGAAAAGACUCUUCUGCCCUUCUAAUUCGCCGUCGUUCUCGCUGGGGUAAAUGCGGCUGAUUUCUUCUUCUUGAAAGAUAUAGAGAGAGAGCUAGAAAAACGGAAACCCAAAAAGAAAACUUUAAAAAGGGAAAAAAAGAAAAAUAAUUUUUUUAUUUGGUGGGGUUUAUUAUAAAAUAAAUUUGAAUUUUAGGGUUCUUGAAUUUGAUCAUCAACAAGAUGCAGCAAGAUCAGCGCAAGAAGCAGGCUGUAAAAGAACCAGAAUUCUUCACUGACUAUGGUGAAGCUAACAGAUAUAAAAUUCUUGAAGUUAUUGGAAAGGGAAGCUAUGGAGUUGUUUGCGCUGCUAUUGAUACACAUACAGGGGAAAAGGUGGCCAUUAAAAAGAUAAAUGAUAUCUAUGAGCAUAUCUCUGAUGCUAUCCGAAUCCUGCGAGAAGUAAAGUUGUUGAGGCUUUUGCGGCAUCCUGAUAUAGUUGAGAUCAAACGUAUUAUGUUGCCACCAUCUAAGAGAGAUUUCAGAGAUAUUUAUGUUGUCUUUGAGCUUAUGGAGUCUGAUCUUCAUCAAGUCAUCAAAGCUAAUGAUGACUUGACCCGUGAACACCAUCAGUUUUUCCUCUAUCAAAUGUUGCGUGCUCUAAAAUACAUGCAUACAGCUAAUGUCUACCAUCGAGAUCUUAAGCCCAAGAACAUACUGGCUAAUGCCAAUUGCAAACUCAAAAUUUGCGACUUUGGUCUGGCUAGAGUAGCAUUCAAUGACACUCCUACAACUAUAUUUUGGACGGAUUAUGUUGCUACAAGAUGGUAUAGGGCGCCAGAACUUUGUGGAUCAUUUUUCUCUAAGUAUACUCCAGCCAUAGAUAUUUGGAGCAUUGGCUGCAUCUUUGCUGAGGUAUUGACUGGAAAACCGUUGUUUCCGGGUAAAAGCGUGGUUCACCAGUUGGAUAUAAUCACAGAUCUUCUGGGUACGCCAUCACAUGAUGUUAUAUCUGGGGUCCGCAACGACAAGGCUCGCAAAUACUUGACCGAUAUGAGGAAAAAGCAGCCUGUUCCUUUCUCUCAUAAAUUUUCAAAUGCGGAUCCCUUAGCAUUGCGUUUGCUACAAAGAUUGUUAUCUUUUGAUCCAAAGGACAGACCAACUGCUGAAGAGGCACUAGCCGAUCCAUACUUUAAAGGCCUAUCCAGAGUUGAGAGAGAGCCUGCAUGCCAGCCAAUCUCAAAAUUAGAGUUUGAGUUUGAGAGGCGAAGGGUGACUAAGGAUGAUGUUAGGGAACUGAUUUACCGAGAGAUCCUAGAAUACCAUCCUCAGUUGCUCAAAGACUACAUGAAUGGAAAUGAAGGGAGUAAUUAUAUCUAUCCUAGUGCUAUAGGUCAGUUUAAAAAGCAGUUUGCGCAUCUUGAAGAAAGUGCUGGUCGAAGUGGACCAGUCAUCCCUUUAGAGAGAAAACAUGUUUCCCUUCCAAGGUCCACGGUACACUCUAGUACCAUACCUCCCAAGCCAUUGGCAUCUUCACACAAGGACCAUCAAGCUAAAGAGGAGAUGAGACCAUCAGAAAGUUAUGGAAAUUUAUCAAGCUCUAUAAGACAGCCACCAAGAGUCCCACCAGCAAGACCAGGAAGAGUUGUAGGACCUGUUGUUGCAUACGAGUCUGGCAGAAGCAUGAAGGAUGGCUACGAGGCUAGAGUAUCUAUGCAAAAUGCAGUAUUACCACCACAGACAGCCUCACCACAGUAUUACAUCAGGCCCAACAUCCAGCCAGCCCAAUCCAAGCCAGGUCUUGGGGCUGGAAACGAACAAGGCCACGUUUCAUGGGCUAAACAGCAACAGCUGCCUGUACAGCCAACCCAUGAAGUUACUAUUGACAUCAACACUAACCCUUAUCAUCACCCUCAACCCAAGUCGGACCAAUAUAGUAGCAGAGUAGCCCUUGAUGCAAAGAUAAUGCAAGCUCAGUCGCAGUUUAGUGCUACAGCUGUAGCAAUGUCAGCUCAUCGAAAUGUGGGUACUGUUCAGUAUGGAAUGUCAUGAAUAAUGCUAACAAGUGGGCUUUGGUCUUACCUUUGUAUUAAUGGGCAUUGUGCUGGGGCUGUCUAUCCAAGAAGGUUGAGGUUUUAUGACCUCCCUUUCCAUGGAUUGUUAAUUAUGCCGGAAUUAUGUAGUGUGUCAACAUCAUUUGAGCUGUACGAUUUCAGUAGAUGCUAGAUCCUUUUUAGCUAAUAUUUCCUGCUUUGUUAUAGACACUUAGUAAGUUAGUACAAGUAAAUAAAUAAAGUUAUCAAAAUUUGAGAAGAGUCGUGUUGUA
Molecule: messenger RNA, 2712 nt
Organism: Chenopodium quinoa (quinoa)
Lineage: Eukaryota; Viridiplantae; Streptophyta; Magnoliopsida; Caryophyllales; Amaranthaceae
Product: mitogen-activated protein kinase 19-like
Exons: 10
Coding region: 630-2438 (602 amino acids)
Biological process (GO): intracellular signal transduction; protein phosphorylation
Cellular component (GO): nucleus; cytoplasm
Molecular function (GO): ATP binding; MAP kinase activity
Source: RefSeq, a predicted model, not a curated record